This is a messenger RNA of Condylura cristata (star-nosed mole), 2514 nucleotides long. It is a transcript of the gene IRAK4, whose product is annotated as interleukin-1 receptor-associated kinase 4. Bases 173 to 1543 code for a protein of 456 amino acids. The record is from RefSeq and is a predicted model, not a curated record. Gene Ontology annotation, biological process: protein phosphorylation; signal transduction. Gene Ontology annotation, molecular function: magnesium ion binding; ATP binding; protein serine/threonine kinase activity. Lineage: Eukaryota; Metazoa; Chordata; Mammalia; Eulipotyphla; Talpidae. The transcript has 13 exons.
AGGAGUAAAAGGGGAAGGAGGAUUCGGGGCCGUGGGCGGGGCCUGACAGCUUGUGCCCGCCCCCCUGCGCCGGGCACUAGAGCAGGAGGUGUAGCAGAAGAAGAGGACUAAGGAAGUAAAAAUUCUGUUAGAGAGUAAGUUAACAAAGCACAGGUUUGGCUUGGAAUAAAAAAUGAACAAACCUAUAACAUCUUCAACAUAUGUGCGUUCCCUCAAUUUUGGACUAAUUAGGAAGCUAUCAGAUUUUAUUGAUCCUCAGGAAGGAUGGAAAAAGUUAGCAGUAGCUAUUAAAAAACCAUCUGGUGAGGAGAGAUACAAUCAGUUUCACAUAAGGAGAUUUGAAGCAUUACUUCAAACUGGAAAAAGCCCCACUUGUGAAUUACUGUUUGACUGGGGCACCACAAAUUGUACAGUUGGUGAGCUCGUGGAUCUUUUGGUUCAAAAUGAUUUUUUUGCCCCUGCAAGUCUUUUGCUACCAGAAGCUGUUCCCAAAUUUGUUAAUACAUUACCUUCUAAAGAAACUGUAACCACCCAGCUGAAACAGAUUCCUCUCUCUGGCAAAGACAGGACAUUUGUGAUACCUGUGCAGAAUCUAGAACAAAAUUACAUGCCACCUGACUCCUCAAGUCCAGAAAAUUUUAGUGAUACGCGUUUCUACAGCUUUUCAUUCUAUGAAUUGAAGAAUGUCACAAACAACUUUGAUGAACGACCCAUUUCAGUGGGUGGUAAUAAAAUGGGAGAGGGAGGAUUUGGAGUUGUGUAUAAAGGCUAUGUGAACAACAGAACUGUAGCAGUGAAAAAGCUUGCGACGAUGGUUGACAUUAGUACUGAAGAACUGAAGGAACAGUUUGAACAGGAAAUAAAAGUAAUGGCAAAAUGUCAACAUGAAAACUUAGUAGAACUACUGGGUUUCUCUAGUGAUGGAGAUGACCUUUGCUUGGUGUAUGUUUACAUGCCUAAUGGUUCAUUACUGGACAGACUGUCUUGCUUGGAUGGAACUCCACCACUUACUUGGCACAUAAGGUAUAAGAUUGCUCAGGGGGCAGCAAAUGGCAUCAGUUUUUUACAUGAAAACCACCACAUUCAUAGAGAUAUUAAAAGUGCAAAUAUCUUAUUAGAUGCGGACUUUACAGCUAAAAUAUCUGACUUUGGACUUGCACGGGCUUCUGGAAAGUUUGCCCAAACAGUCAUGACUAGUAGAAUUGUGGGAACAACGGCUUAUAUGGCUCCUGAAGCUCUGAGAGGAGAAAUCACACCCAAAUCUGACAUCUACAGCUUUGGUGUGGUUUUGCUAGAAAUAAUAACUGGACUUCCACCUGUGGAUGAAAACCGUGAACCUCAGUUAUUGCUGGAUAUUAAAGAAGAAAUUGAAGAUGAAGAAAAAACUAUUGAUGAUUAUGUUGAUAAAAAGAUGAAUGACAUCGAUUCCACAUCCAUUGAAAAUAUGUACACUGUUGCUACUCAGUGUCUGCAUGAAAAGAAAAACAAGAGACCAGAUAUUAAGAAGGUUCAACAGCAACUGCAAGAAAGGACAGCAUCUUAAAACUUGGCCUUUAAAACUCUUGGCUUUUCAUCUAUAGCUCUCCAAGACAUGUUUUUAAUUAAAUUUUUUGUAAACCUUCUUGUCUUUACUGGAAGCAUAUAUAUUAUUACAGCUUAUGUAGCACCCCCAGCAUAUAGAACAAACAAAAGCAGAGCUACCAUGUUGCUGCUUAGCCCUACCUUCCCACUGCUACCCCAGUUCUUAUAGCAGUCUCUAAGACAUCUCGAACCACACCAAACAGUUUGCAAACUACAGGAUUAACAAAAAAAGUACUGAACCACAGGUUGAAAGGACCCAUCACUGAAACCCAACUCAACUACUAAUUGGCUGUAAAAUUCCCAGUGUCUUUGAAACUUGAUAUUUUAUUUGUGUGACUUUGGACUAAUAUUUGCUGUCUCUCUGAUGGUUAUAAAAUCCUAUUGCCAUCAUUAUCUGUGGCAUCAUCUUCAUAGUGUGCUAUUUUAAACAAUCCUUCACCACAACCCAAUAUGCCCUGACGGUAUGUCAUUUUCAGUGAAGUUCUAUGGCAGAGUUGAAGGAACUUUGCAGAUGCUGACUUAAAGUAUCCACAGGGAUACAGAAGUAGUGAAACUGAGAGUCUGUUGGCCUUGAGAAAGUAAACCACUGGACUAAAAAGAGUCACAUUGGCUGAGAUAAAGGGUGGCCUUAGAGAUGAGAGCUACCUUCCAGUUACUAGCAAGGAAGACAAAAUCCAUACCACAUAGGGGUUUCUGUUGAGAUUAACUAAGUCAUUUAAUUUAGUUUUCAUUUCAGCUAGCAAAUGCUUCUGAUAGCUUAGUUUACAAAGGUAAUUUGAAAGGAGUACUGUCUUCCCUAAGAAGGCAUUUAGGAAUGUCUAAACAGUGUAUAGCGAAUAAUCAUUUGCUAUGGCCAGUGUAAUCACUUCACAUAAUUACUUUUUCUUAUUUUUGAUAUUUUAAUGUACUCUCCUAGUAAGUUCAAACAUAGAA